AUGUGUGAUCUCAAAAAGACCCUCAGUGCUGGGGGUCACUGUGUCCUGGAGAUGCCUUCGGGUACAGGAAAGACAGUAUCUCUACUAUCGCUGAUCGUUGCGUAUCAGCAACAUUAUCCGGAGCACCGAAAACUCAUCUAUUGUUCUCGAACCAUGUCCGAAAUCGAAAAGGCCUUGGCUGAGCUUAAGGCGCUAAUGAAAUUCCGUGCCGAACAACUUGGAUAUACCGAGGACUUCCGUGCCCUAGGUCUAACGAGCCGAAAGAACUUGUGUCUGCACCCGUCGGUUAAAAAAGAGAAAAGCGGUACGGUCGUUGAUGCAAGGUGCAGAAGCUUGACGGCAGGAUUCGUCAAAGAAAAGAAGGAAAGAGGCGAGGAUGUUGAUCUCUGCACAUACCAUGAGAACCUUGAUCUCCUCGAACCUCACAACCUUGUUCCUCCUGGCGUUUUCACUCUUGAUGGGCUAUUGAAAUAUGGGGAGGAACACAAACAAUGUCCUUACUUUUCAGCACGGCGCAUGAUGCCGUUCUGCAACAUCAUCAUCUAUUCUUAUCACUACCUCCUCGACCCGAAGAUCGCAGAAAGAGUAUCGCGGGAGCUCUCGAAAGAUUGCAUAGUGGUCUUUGAUGAAGCGCAUAACAUCGACAACGUCUGCAUUGAGUCCCUCAGUAUUGAUUUGACUGAAGAUUCACUUCGCAAAGCCACAAGGGGAGCAAACAACUUGGAACGGAAAAUCCAAGACAUGAAGAGCUCUGAUGCGGAGAAACUUCAAAGUGAAUACUCAAAGCUGGUGGAAGGGCUGCGCGAUGCAGAACAAGCUCGAGAAGAAGACCAGUUUAUCUCAAAUCCUGUCCUACCAGAUGACUUGCUCAAGGAAGCCGUACCAGGAAACAUACGUCGAGCGGAACACUUUGUCACUUUCCUCAAGAGAUUCAUCGAAUACCUCAAGACUCGAAUGAAAGUCACCCAUACCAUAUCCGAAACACCGCCUUCUUUCUUAACACAUGUCAAAGAUCUGACCUUUAUUGAACGAAAGCCCCUGCGGUUCUGCGCUGAACGUCUCACUUCCCUGGUGCGGACCCUGGAACUUAUUAAUAUAGAAGACUAUCAGCCUCUUCAAGAGGUUGCAACAUUUGCAACCCUGGUCGCCACUUAUGAAAAGGGAUUUCUUCUGAUUCUUGAGCCGUUCGAAUCGGAAGCAGCAACUGUGCCAAACCCAAUCUUACAUUUUACAUGCCUGGAUGCCGCUAUUGCGAUCAAGCCGGUCUUUGAUCGAUUUAGCUCGGUUAUCAUCACAUCUGGAACUUUGUCGCCUCUUGAAAUGUACCCCAAAAUGCUGGGAUUCAACGCUGUCUUGCAGGAGUCUUACAGCAUGACUCUAGCACGUCGAUCCUUCCUACCCAUGAUUGUCACUCGUGGAUCGGAUCAAGCACAGAUUUCUUCCUCGUUCCAAAUCCGCAACGAUCCAGGUGUUGUGCGCAACUACGGUAAUCUUGUUCUCGAAUUCUCUCGUAUCACGCCUGAUGGAGUUGUUGUCUUCUUUCCAUCAUAUCUAUAUAUGGAGUCUAUCAUCAGCAUGUGGCAGGGCAUGGGCAUUCUAGAUUCAAUUUGGAACUACAAGUUAAUUCUUGUUGAAACGCCCGAUGCACAAGAAUCUUCUCUGGCUUUGGAAACCUACCGAACAGCGUGCUGCAAUGGUCGGGGUGCUGUCUUGUUCUGCGUGGCUCGAGGAAAGGUUUCAGAAGGUAUCGAUUUUGACCACCACUACGGGCGCGCUGUGUUGAACAUUGGUGUUCCAUUCCAAUAUACAGAAUCUCGUAUAUUAAAGGCUCGAUUAGAGUUCCUGCGGGAGAACUACCGCAUCAGAGAAAACGACUUUUUGUCCUUCGACGCCAUGAGACAUGCCGCUCAAUGUUUGGGUCGUGUCUUGCGUGGCAAGGAUGAUUACGGUGUCAUGGUUUUAGCUGACCGUCGAUUCCAGAAAAAGCGCACGCAACUUCCGAAAUGGAUCAGUCAGGCUAUGUUGGAAAGCGAAACGAAUCUCAGUACAGAUAUGGCUGCCGCAACAGCAAAGAAUUUUCUGCGCACCAUGGCCCAACCCUUUAAAGCCAAGGACCAGGAGGGGAUAUCCACAUGGAGCUUGGCUGACUUGGAACGACAUCGAGAAAAACAGAGAAUUGAAGAGGAGAGGGUGCGGAGAGAAGAGCUCACCAACGGACAUGGAGCAAAUGGCGCCCGGCUUGCUGUUGGUCAGGAUGAAUUUGACGACGACAUUGAUGAAGAUCUCAUGAUGCUGGAUGCACAGUGA
Molecule: messenger RNA, 2307 nt
Organism: Aspergillus wentii DTO 134E9
Lineage: Eukaryota; Fungi; Ascomycota; Eurotiomycetes; Eurotiales; Aspergillaceae
Product: TFIIH/NER complex ATP-dependent 5'-3' DNA helicase subunit RAD3
Exons: 3
Coding region: 1-2307 (768 amino acids)
Biological process (GO): nucleotide-excision repair; positive regulation of mitotic recombination; transcription by RNA polymerase II
Cellular component (GO): nucleus
Molecular function (GO): damaged DNA binding; hydrolase activity, acting on acid anhydrides, in phosphorus-containing anhydrides; ATP binding
Source: RefSeq, a predicted model, not a curated record